UUUUGGAAGCGAACAGAAAAGCCCGGGUUCUUGCAUUCCGCAUGGAGGACAAGACAGUGACGUACAUCGGUGGCUGAACGCGAUCAAUCCACUUUAUCCAAUGUGGAUGAGAUUGCUACUGAGGGGUCUCUCUCAGGGAGGGACCCCAAAGUUGAUCUCUCCAAGACAUUUUUCAUCCCCCUGUCUCCUCACUCAUAGCAGAGCUACUUGGACUUUGUGGGCUUACACGCUGCGGGACACGGGCUCCUUCUUGUCCAGGGCUUACAAAAAAGAUGCUAAAUCCACAGUGGACUUCCCGGCCAGUCCUGUCACCGUCGCAGAUAUCAAACAGUACCUACGUUCCAAGGACGUCCCCUUCCACGACGGCUUCAGCUGCCUGCACGCUCCCAGUAUUUUUGUUGACGUCGCUUCCAGGGCCGAGCGCUUCUCCCUGUUUGUGGACAAGACUACCGGGCAGUUCUUGUGCAUGGACACGCAGGUGGAUGGGAGCUGGGAGGACCUCCAGGACUGCCUGGAGGUGAUGCAGGCGGAGGAGCGAGAUUUCCUCAGUCCGCAGGUGCUGCUUAGCUACCGAGAGAGCGCCGAGGAGCAGGAACAGAGCGAGAGGGACGCCAGGGAGGUGAGAAGCAUCUGGUCCGCUUCUGUGCCCUUCUCGGAUCUGACAGAGGAUGACGCGACGCUCAUCAAGACUAUGUUCCAGAUCACAAAGAUCUCUAAUGCAACACUGAAGAAGUUUGGCGUGAGGCUGUUCAAGCCCACUAAAAGUCUGGUUUUCCCCUGGCUGGGAGGUUCCGAUUCCUCCUUGAAGGGGCUGAAGCUCCUCUCGGCGCAAACGACGGAAGAUGGCGCCGUCUGCUACAAUGAGGCCAUGGUCCCCAAGUGCAGCUCCUACAACAACCUGUUUGGCCUCCCUCUGCUGAGCCGCAUGGACGCCAACGUGGUCCUGACGGGCCGCGAGCUGGACACGCUGGCCGUGAGCCAGGCUACGGGUUUAGCCAGUGUGGCCCUCCCGCGAGGCGUGGGCAGCCUGCCGCCCGCCUUGUUGCCCUACCUGGAGCAGUUCAAGCGCGUCACGCUGUGGCUGGGCGGCGACAUGCGCUCCUGGGAGGCGUCCAAGAUGUUCUCACGCAAGCUUGGCUUGCGCCGCUGCUGGCUGGUGCGGCCCGGGGAGUUCCAGCCCUGUCCUGUGGAGGCUUUAGCACAGGGAAAGAACUUGAACCGUGUUGUGGCGACCGCCAUCCCCGCCGCGCACAAGUCUAUUGUGUCCUUCAAACAGCUCCGCGAGGAUGUGUACGGGGAGCUGAUGAACACCGAGCAAGUGGCCGGCGUCAAGUGGGCCCGCUUUCCUGAGCUCAACCGGAUCUUGAAGGGACACCGCAAGGGAGAGCUCACGGUUUUUACCGGUCCCACGGGAAGCGGGAAGACCACCUUCAUCAGCGAGCUGGCCCUGGACCUGUGCAUGCAGGGUGUCAACACCUUGUGGGGCAGCUUUGAGAUCAACAAUGUGCGUCUGGCCAAGAUCAUGCUGACACAGUUUGCCAUGCAGCGGCUAGAGGACAACCUGGAGCAGUACGACUUCUGGGCGGACAAGUUCGAGGAGCUGCCACUUUACUUUAUGACCUUCCACGGCCAGCAGAACAUCAAGUCGGUGCUGGACACCAUGCAGCACGCCGUCUACCUCUACGACAUCAAUCACGUGGUCAUCGACAACCUGCAGUUCAUGAUGGGGCAGGAGAACCUCUCGGUCGACAAGUUUGCCGUCCAGGACCACAUCAUCGGUGCAUUCAGGAAAUUUGCCACCAAUUCCAGCUGCCACAUCACACUCAUCAUUCAUCCCAGGAAGGAGGAGGACGACCGGGAAUUGCAGACGGCCUCCAUAUUUGGCUCGGCAAAGGCCAGCCAAGAGGCGGACAACGUGUUGAUCCUGCAGGAAAAGAAGCUGGUAACGUGCCCGGGGCGCCGCUCACUGCAGGUGACCAAGAACCGCUUUGACGGUGACGUGGGCGUCUUCCCGCUGGACUUCAUCAAGGCCUCGCUCACUUUCGCCACGCCCCUCAAGGGCAAACACAAGCUGAGGAAGGUUGCCACCAAGCCCGAGGAGAACGAGGGCGACGAGGCACCCCCAAAGAAGGACUCCGUCAAACGAGAGAAGGCGGAUAAACAGCAAAGCAAAACGCCAAAGUCAACACGGGCUGCUAAGCAACCACCGACGUGAGGUGAAUGAACUACGACCUUCCUUACAGUAGACAGUCACAAUCAAGUGACUUCUGAUAUUGUGACAAUUCUUACACUGGCACACCUGCAAAUAUUUUUAGUAACAUGUUUCAUAUUGAGAUGACACUACUGCAUUUUUUUUUUUAUAUAUAUAUAUAUUCGAUAUUUCAGGAGGGAAAAAAAAUCACAUUGCAUUUGACUGAUACUUCCUCCUGGCAAAGUCUGUGAAUUGGAGCAAAUGAGACUCAUUUGAGUUGUUUGAGGACCAGUCCUUGAUUAGCAGAUGCAUAAGAACCACAUGUCCCCCAAAUGCUGCAGGGCUGGACUGAUUUGAAAACGUGAUAAAAUCAUGCGUGCCGAGCUUGACAUCAGCAGACGCCCAUUUCAAAUUCUUACUUCCUGCAAAGGAAACGAUAAGAUCGCCAACAUGUCAACUGGAUGGAUUUUGAGGCUUUAAAUGGCAUCAGGUGGAACUAAUGUUCUUCGUGUUCUACGUUCUCAUAUGACCCAGCAGAGCCAGUUUUGAGGGUGAAAUGAGCUGCAAAAUUGUUUCCAAUUACCUCGCAGCUAUUAUGUGCAUCCGGCACACUUUGGAAUGGGGCAGGCUCACUCGGGGGCAUCUGGAGACGACUGGCUAGGGGGGCUAAGUGUAUUUUUUUUAACUGCACAGGGAUGUUUGUCCUGUCUGUUAGCUGGGGCACCACGCCCACCGAGCAAAUGGAGGUCAUGUAAAAAUAUGGGUCACCUCAACACGUGGGGGUGUGCCACCUAUGUCUUGUGAUUGACAAGAAACAUGGUGGAAUUUUAGGUUAGGGUUAGAAUAACACAUUCUCUUUUUUAUUUUUUUUUAUUUUGCACAAGGCUGUGCUGAGGUGGUCCAUCAGGCAUGACCUCUUUUCGGCAUAAUUAGAAUGCAGAGCAAAGAACAGGUUUGUUCCAGAAACAGAGUGGGAGUCCAAAGCAGGAAAUGUUUGCAAUGAGGCGUUCAAAAUAAAAGCAGAGCCAAA
Messenger RNA from Syngnathus acus (greater pipefish), 3221 nucleotides. It is a transcript of the gene twnk, whose product is annotated as twinkle mtDNA helicase. Lineage: Eukaryota; Metazoa; Chordata; Actinopteri; Syngnathiformes; Syngnathidae. Gene Ontology annotation, cellular component: mitochondrion. Gene Ontology annotation, molecular function: single-stranded DNA binding; 5'-3' DNA helicase activity; ATP binding. Bases 101 to 2215 code for a protein of 704 amino acids. The transcript has 6 exons. Gene Ontology annotation, biological process: mitochondrial DNA replication. The record is from RefSeq and is a predicted model, not a curated record.